CGAAUGUCAUCUUCAUUCGUGUUUAUCGUGGCGCUAGUGUUGAUUCAUUUUAAGAGGUUAAUAAAGACUUCUUAUUUCACGAAUCUUAUUUUUAUAAUAUUCUAAUAUAGAUUUGAAGAUGUCAUUUGAAUUAUAUAAAAUAAAAUUUUAUAUAUUAAUACUGUGCAUAUAAAGCGUACAAAAUGCAAUCGAUUUUUACAUUUGUAAUAAUAAUCUUUUCCAUCUCAACAAUUUCAUGUUACCAGAGAUCAUAUCCAAAGAACUUAAGUAAUUCUAAAGAAACGGGACAUUCAAAUAAUUGGGCAGUCCUAGUUGAUACAUCCCGAUUUUGGUUCAACUAUAGACAUGUUGCAAAUGUUUUAUCUAUAUAUAGAAGUGUUAAACGUUUAGGAAUACCUGACUCCCAAAUUAUUCUUAUGAUUGCCGAUGAUAUGGCAUGUAACCCUAGAAAUCCUAGACCUGCCACUGUCUUUAAUAAUGUCAAACAACACAUUAAUGUUUAUGGAGAUGAUGUGGAAGUUGAUUAUAGAGGUUAUGAGGUUACUGUAGAAAAUUUUGUAAGAUUAUUAACUGGUCGAUUGGCACCAGAAACUCCAAGAUCGAAAAAGUUACUUACCGAUGAAAGAUCUAAUAUAUUAAUUUAUUUGACUGGCCAUGGGGGUAAUGGAUUUUUAAAGUUUCAAGAUUCCGAAGAAAUAACUAGUCGAGAGCUUGGAGAUGCUUUAGAACAAAUGUGGCAAAAGAGAAGAUAUCAUGAAAUAUUAUUUAUUGUAGAUACAUGCCAAGCAAGCUCUAUGUAUGAAAAAUUUUAUUCUCCAAAUAUAUUAGCAAUAACUUCCAGUUUGGUAGGAGAAGAUUCUUUGUCUCAUCAUGUGGAUCCUGCUAUAGGUGUAUAUGUUAUAGACAGAUUUACAUAUUAUGCUCUGGACUUUUUAGAGAAAGUAGAGCCUACCAGUAGUAGAACAUUAGGAGAAUUUCUUAAAAUAUGUCCAAAACAUUAUUGUCUAUCUACAGUUGGUGUAAGAAAAGAUUUAUUUAAACGAGAUCCCGAUAAAGUUCCUAUCACAGACUUCUUUGGUUCAGUAAGACCAAUAGAGAUCACAACAAACGUAAUAAAUAUCCUCCCUAUAAAAUCAAAUAAAACAAGUUUGAUAGAAUCAGAAGAGAGAUAUAAUUAUGUUUCUCAGUUUCCAGAUAUAACGCAAUAUACGUAAGCUGUUUAAGUAUUUGUAUUUGUAUCAUCAUUACUUUUAUUAAACAUAGACUUUAUAAA
Messenger RNA from Vespa mandarinia (Asian giant hornet), 1273 nucleotides. RefSeq names its product putative GPI-anchor transamidase. Gene Ontology annotation, cellular component: GPI-anchor transamidase complex. NCBI's taxonomy places the organism in Eukaryota, Metazoa, Arthropoda, Insecta, Hymenoptera, Vespidae. Gene Ontology annotation, molecular function: GPI-anchor transamidase activity. The record is from RefSeq and is a predicted model, not a curated record. Gene Ontology annotation, biological process: proteolysis; attachment of GPI anchor to protein.